Messenger RNA from Candida tropicalis MYA-3404, 1191 nucleotides. RefSeq lists its product as uncharacterized. The coding region runs from base 1 to 1191 and encodes 396 amino acids. NCBI's taxonomy places the organism in Eukaryota, Fungi, Ascomycota, Pichiomycetes, Serinales, Debaryomycetaceae. The transcript has a single exon. The record is from RefSeq and is a predicted model, not a curated record.
AUGCCAGCUGAGUCCAGUUCUGUUGUUCCAACUGAAUCCAGUUCUGUUGUCCCAGCUGAAUCUAGUAUUGGCGAAUCAUCUUCUAUCCCAGUUGAAUCCAGUCCUGCUGCCCCAGUUGAAUCCAGUUCUGUUGUCCCAGCUGAGUCCAGUUCUGUUGUUCCCACUGAAUCUAGUAUUGGUGAAUCAUCUUCUAUUACGAUGGGUUAUAGUUCUGAAGUUACUAGUUCAUCAAGUAUUGAAGUAUCAUCAUCAGUUUAUAGUUCAACAUCUGCUCGUCAAAUGGUUUCAUGCUAUAUGAAUGGUAAAGUUGUUUCUAUUGUGGAUUAUGAAACUGGAAUUUGUGAGUUUACUCUUCCCGAUGCUUACGAUGCUUAUUUCCGUUAUGUUUCUUCUAGUAAUUAUGAUAUUAAGUAUUACUAUGCCAAGGUUAAUGGGGUCAAGUAUACUACAGACAUUCAAAAUGGAGGUAGAGUUAUUUCUGUUCCAGCUAAACUAUUGGUUAAUCAAGGUAUUGUGUUGUAUGUUGUUCAUUUGCAAAAAUCAUCAACCAGAAAGCUUAGAAGAGAUACUGAAGUCGGAUUUGAUUCUGUUGAGGAAUUUAUUAAAUCUAUUGCAGAUUCAGAAGGUACAUCUCUUGAUAUUACCAUUUCCAAUGGUUCAGUUGGAGAUGCUGCUAUGACUUUAACUUCCAUUGGUGAGUCUGGUGCUAUUGUUUGUGAAAUUAUCACCGAUGAAUCAGCUUCUACUUUAAUUAAUGCUUGCGAAUCUGUUAAUACACUUACUCAUGCUGAUUCAUCUGGUGAAGCACAUAUCACUCUGAGUGAAUGGAUUGAAAACACUGUUUCUACAGAUUCUCAUGUUGCUCAUGCUACUUCUACUGAUGUUGAAACAACCGUGGUUAAGAAGACUGUUACUUCAGUUAUUACUCAAUGUAGUAAUAAUGUUUGUUCUGAAAGUACUGCUACAUUGGUUAACUCAGGCAUUUCUUCUACAUUGAAUGAACAAACUGGUAUUGUAAUUGAUACAGAUAUAUCCAGUUUAGUUUCUGCUUCUAGUUCAUCAGAUCAAGCUGCUACAACUACUGACAUCCCAGCAGUUAUUACAGCUAAUGAAAACAGUGCAGCUAAAUCAGCUGCAGGAUUAUCUGUUGUUGGUAUUGUAAUUGUAUCCAUUUUGGUUUCUUUUGCUUAA